Messenger RNA from Chiloscyllium plagiosum (whitespotted bambooshark), 3624 nucleotides. RefSeq names its product B9 domain containing 2 (gene b9d2). Lineage: Eukaryota; Metazoa; Chordata; Chondrichthyes; Orectolobiformes; Hemiscylliidae. The record is from RefSeq and is a predicted model, not a curated record. Gene Ontology annotation, cellular component: MKS complex. Gene Ontology annotation, biological process: cilium assembly.
GGGACAUUUGACGGAUAUCGUGCGAAAAGCAGCUGAUCUUUGUCCCUUGAUGUUGAUUGGAUGAUUCAUCCGGUGGAUACAUUCCGAUUGGGAGAUGGCUGAGCUGCAUAUUAUCGGACAGAUUGUUGGAGCAAGUGGUUUCCCGCACAAAAGCCUGUUUUGUAAAUGGGGACUGCAGACAGGCUGUGCUUGGAAGCUACUUUCUGGCUUAAGAGAAGGACAAACACAAGUGGACAACCCUGUAAUCCAGGACAUGGCCUACUGGUCACAUCCUAUUGAUGUACAUUAUGCGACCAAAGGUCUCCAAGGCUGGCCCAAACUGUACAUGCAGGUCUGGCACCAGGAUUCAUUUGGCAGGAACGAGCUGUGUGGCUAUGGUUUCUGCCACAUCCCCAGCAGCCCAGGUACUCACGAUAUCCAGUGCGUCACCUGGCGGCCCCUGGGCACCUGGCAGGAACAGCUCUCCCAGAUGUUUGUGGGCGGCGGUCCCCAGCUGAAACAUAGUGACCUCAUUUACACCGGGGCUGACCGCUAUCGACUCCAAACCAUGGCCAUGGGCAAGGUCCACCUCCAGCUCAGCAUCAUUCUCCGUAAUUUUGACCAGUAUGGUGUGGAGUACUGAAUGGAUUGUCAAGGGACAGACUUCGUGGUGAACGGUGACUGGUGAUCUUCAGUCCUCUCUCUGACUUUUUCCACCUCUUUCCUCAUGCCUUCCAGAAGUUUCUGUCACCUUGGACUGCAUGCAGAAUUCCUGUUGCACAUAUUUGUCAGGCUCCAGCUUAGUCUUUUCUCCCUGCAUUUAUAAACAGGAAUUGUCUGUAUAUCUUCCCAAUGUGGGCUUGAUGUCGGUUAUCAUUCCAACCUGAUGACUGACUUGCAUGGUAACAUUGUGUUGGUGUUUUUCCCAUUGGAUACACUUCGUGCUGCAGCACAUCAAGUUUAUAUAUUUGGAAGAUGUCACUUUUAAAAUGUGGACAGUGAUGGUGAAGUCUUAAUCCUGUGAUUUUAUGAAAGCAGAGAUGGCGAUUUGUCAGCUAUGCAGACUGGAAUGUCAAGCUCCAUGCAGAGCCUGUGUUUGAUUGCUGAUAUUGAGAGGGACCAUAGCUUGUGUGGUAUGGUUACCGCUGGGUUAAGGGGUUUAGUGUGGGGAUGGGGGCUAACAGUUCUUUUCGGGAUUACUGGCAAUCGUCUCUACUUGAAGAAUGUCCAAGCAAAGACAGUGGAAUGGGUAAGAGGUUGUGGGUUUGAAUCCUUCUUUGGUCAAAUUAUUUAGUUAUUCAUUAUUCUGACAUCAUUCAGAAACUGUCCCCCAGUGAGAGCCAGCUUCUUCAGGAUCAUUCAUCCUAGUGAGAGUCAAUCCCUUCAGGAUUAACAUCCCAAUGAGAGCCAGCCCCUUCAGUAACUGUCUCCCCGUGAGAGCCAGCCCCUUUGUGAACUGUAUCCCAAUGAGAGUCAGCCCCUUCAGGAACUGUCCUCCAGUGAGAGCCAGCACCUUCAGGAACUGUAGCCCAGUAAGUGUCAGCAUCUAUGGAAUGGAUUGCAAUGGGGAGUAAAUAUGGAACUGAUGUAAAAUGACUGACUAUUGCCUGUUCCAAACUAACACCCAAAUAAGUCUCCAUAUGUGUCUUAGGAAGCUGAUUAAUUAUCUUUGAUUACAUGAUACUAUAAAGCUUUUCUGAACAGAAAUGUAUUAUUCUGCUUCGACUGCAAAACUAACUUAUUGAAAGAGCAAUGUGCAUUUUAUAUAACUCAAGCCAAUAAAUCAAUCGAUUAAUUUUUAAAACUUAUUGAAAAAUUAAUUUCUUAAAUCUGCUGUCCCUUUUUGAACAUGGUUCAGACUGAUGAUUUGGAAACUUCACUCUGCUGGUAAUAAGUAAACAUGGUAGGAAGUUUGACAAUAGUUCCUGCUUAGUGGUAGGUGUGUUGUGUGAAAUUACCUCUUUAAUGCAAGAUCAAUUAGUGUCCUCAUUUUUGAAAUGGAAAGUCUCAAAGAUACAACAAGUUGUGCUAAUAGCAGAAUAUUGUGUACAGAACAUAAGAACUAGGACCAGGUGUAGGUAAUUCAAUCCCUCUGGCUCUGUCAGUUGAUCUCACUUCAGCUUUAAUUCCACUUUUGUGCCCGCUUCCCAUAACCCUUCAACCCAUUACUAAUUUAAAAUCUUUCUAUUUCCUCCUUAAAUGUAUUCAAUAUCCAGCAUCUUGGGGUAGUGAAUUCCACAGACUGACAACCCUUUGAGAGAAGUAAUUUCUUCUCUUCUAUGUUAUAAAUCUGUUACCCCUUAUCCUGAAAAUUAUGUCCUCUCAUUCUAGACUCAUGAGAAAAAAUCCUCUCCAUAUCUACUUCCCUUUAGUAUCUGGUAUAUCUCAAUUAGACCUCUCAUUCUUUUAAAUAUAGGCCUAAACUGCCCAAUCUCUCUUCACAAGAGCAAUGGGGAAAGGGAAAUAAAUGUUACCCAGUCUAUGGUGCCCACAUUCCACAAAUUAAAAAUAAGACAAUCUAGUGAAUCAUCUCUGAACUGCUCCCAGUGCAAUUAUAUCCCUACUCAAGGAUUAUUGCAAUACUCCAGGUGAAUUUUAGUCUGUGUAGGAGUAUGAAUGUUCAUCAAACUUGAGUUAUACCUGUUCUGGGAGAACUUGACUCUGUGUGAUAGCAACUCAGCAGCCCACUUUACACCUCUCCCUGUUUUUAAUUCUACCGGAUUUGUUUAGCAAUCACCUGUUAGGUGCGUUCACCAAUCCAGUUCUUCAGAGCCAAAAUCUGUACUGAUAAUCCAGUGCCAUACUGCUGUACUGUUACAGGUGCCAUAUUUUGAAUGAGAUGUUAAGCCAAAAGGAUGUAAAAGAUCCCAAGGCAUUAUUUCAAAGAGGAGCUGGGGGUUACCUCCAAUGUCAUGGCAAAUAGUUAUUCCUCAAUCAACAUCCCAAAACCAAAAUAUCUCAUCAUUAUUAUACUACUGUUUGUGGGAGCUUGUGUGCAUAUUGACUGCAGUAUUUCCUACAUUACAACAGUGACUAUACUUCUAAAGUACUUUAUUAGCUGUAAAGCUCUUUGGGACAUAGUGAUUUACAAAAAGCACAAUAGAAAUGCAAGUCCUGCUGGGGUUCUUGUGGUGCAGUCACUGUGUCUCUACUUCUGAGCUAGGAGCCCUGGGUUCAAGUGUCACCCCUGCUUUAGUAACAUUUCUGAAUGGGCUAAUUAGUAAAAUAUCUAGAAAAACCAAGUCCUUUGUUUUACUCCCUGCGAUUUUGAUGCAGGAAGUCCAAUGGCACACAAGGGGGCAGUCACACACCACAAAUCAGUGUGCAUUGCGAAUCACUAACUGGAUUUUAGCCCCUUUCUAUAACAUGCCGUUUCCAAAUACUGCAUGCAGAAAGCGACCUGCACUUACCCGUCUGUAUUUGCACUCUUUGCAGUGGUAAUAAUGUACCUCUUAUACAAGUUACAAGAGAAACAAAUCAAUGAAGUAACUUUUUGAAACAUAGUUGCUGUUGGAAUGUUGUAUUUCUGUUUGUAGCCCACUUUGAGCUAUUACUGUUCUUGCCCUCUAUUUUUCAUAGAAUCCUUACAGUAGGAAGCAGGCUCUUCAGUCCAUCAAGUCGACACUGAACCUCCAAAGAGCAUCC